Messenger RNA from Musca domestica (house fly), 357 nucleotides. RefSeq names its product protein suex-1-like. The record is from RefSeq and is a predicted model, not a curated record. The transcript has a single exon. Bases 1 to 357 code for a protein of 118 amino acids. Lineage: Eukaryota; Metazoa; Arthropoda; Insecta; Diptera; Muscidae.
AUGAGAUUCGCCACAAUUCUAUUGUUUUCGGCAGUCAUGAUCGCCGUUGUUUAUUCUCAAUCAGAUGAAAAAAUAGAAGCUGAAUCCUUGGCAGGUGUCGAUGUCGAUUUGGCUGUAGACGCUGAUGCAAUAGCGAUACGCAAGGCUCGUGGCCACCACGGACAUGGGCACCAUCCAGGUGGUCACGGUGGACAUGGGGGAUAUCCUGGUGGAUACGGUGGCGGAUAUCCUGGAGGGUAUGGCGGCGGAUAUCCUGGAGGAUAUGGAGGUGGUUAUCCAGGAGGUUAUGGCGGUGGAAAUAGUGGCAGUAUUGCUUUUGCGUUAUCUGGAACUCUUUCUGGUGCAAACUUUGGAUAA